UUGCCACACAGACCGCAGAGUCAAGGGGUCCAAAACACCCCCGCGACCUAAACCGUUACAAAUUCAAAUAUUAGCGAAAGUAUUGGAAGUUCGACAAUAGUCACCAUGAAGAUCACCAGGACCUUGUUAUUGUGCAUCUGCACCCUCACCCUUGCCGCAGCAGCCCCGACACCAGCCAGGGAUAGCAUCCAGCACGCUGAGUACGAGUACGACUACGACAACUCACAACAGGGACAAGCCCAAGAUCCCCAGGAGUCAGCCAGCCACUACGACGCUUACAUCCAAGACGUGCAGGCAGCGGCGUCUGGCGGCGGCGGUGGUGCUAAAAAAGGCUUCAGUCAGGGCAGUGGGUUGAGAACCAUCGCUGUCGGAUCAGCCAAUCAGGCGAAGACUGCUCUAGGCAAUCAAGCCGCUGCAGCGUACCAAGCUGCUUACGUAGCUAAGAAUACCCUUGCCCAGUCAGCCGCCCAGGCCAGUGCCACAGCGCAGGCAGCGCUUGCCGGUAAACAAGUCAUCCUGUCUGGAUUGGAACAGCAAGUGAGAGAUGCCAAGGUUGGACUUCAGGGUGAGGAGAUGCAGCUGCAACAGGCGAAGAGAGCCGCUCAGGCUGCCGCCCAGGCCGCGCAACAAGCUAUGCACCAGGUGAACGUAAUCCAAGCGGCUUUGAACGCGGCGCAAGCCACAUCAGAGAACGCAAACGAAGCCGCAUCGCAAGCCGCAGGAGAGCUCGGAGCACAGACCGCCAUGGUGGGCGCUGCUAGACAGAGACUGCAUACCCUCCAGGAGCAGCUGCAUGGAGUCAGAAUUGACUUCGAGGCUACCCAGGCUGCUGCCAGGAAGGCUCAGGCUGCUGCUCAACAAGCCCAGGCCAACGCGGCCGAGGCGGCGGCAAAGGCAGCGGCUGCAGGACUCAGCGCCAACAAGCAUCAAGACUCUUCCCAUGAAGGUACGGCUUACGAGGAGUACAAAGUAUCGCCAAGCAAGGAGCAGGACAGCCAGGAGUAUUAUAACCUAUCGUCGGACUUCCAACACCAGUAGCUUUAAGGUUUUAGGCGAUUCGUCUUGAGUUCUGUUCGUUUUUGAACGCUGGAUGUUGGUGGAUGAUUCGGCGCAUUGGAAUUUUAAACAAAAUGAAUAUUGCAAAAAAUAUUAUCUUCAAAUUUUGAUAAAAAAUUAAAAUCAUCCAUUAAUGACAGUUCAUAAACGUCCAGACAUAUCUUCAAGUUUAUAAUAGAACACAAAAUAAAAUAUUCCAAAUAAAAUUAUUUAUUGGAACCAUUUGGAAUAUUUCGUAGUGCUUUCUAUUGGAAACUUUAAGUCUUAGUUUAUGUAAAUAAUUUAGAUAGUGAUAGAAUCAAAAGUGCUUGUGAUAUUUUUUUACUUUUAUAUGAAUUGAGAGCUAAUUUAUAUAUUAACAGCUUCGAACUGCUUUCAGUUUUGUUCUUGUAUAACCAUUUAGUUAUACUGCAAAAAUGUCUGCAAGUACAGCGAGCAAGCACCUCGUAACAUAACAUGCAACGAGAACACGCAACAGCCGUAGAAGUUUCGAACGUAAACUGCAUUUUUAAACACUGGGGUUAAUUUUUUUAUAUGUUUCUCUCAUUUCCAUAAGUAAUUUUAAGCAUCUCAUAUAAUUCUUUAUUAUUCUUUUUUUUCAUAGCAUCA
Messenger RNA from Manduca sexta (tobacco hornworm), 1665 nucleotides. Its product is annotated as tol-Pal system protein TolA. Bases 106 to 1038 code for a protein of 310 amino acids. Lineage: Eukaryota; Metazoa; Arthropoda; Insecta; Lepidoptera; Sphingidae. The record is from RefSeq and is a predicted model, not a curated record. The transcript has 5 exons.